GCGGGAAGGGCCGCGACAACACAGCCGGCAGGGACGGGGCCGGGCACCAGCAGCGUGCCCCGCUAUCCCCUGGAUACCCCCGCCUACCGCCGCUGCGGGCGGCGGCCCAGCCCACCGCGGAAAAUAUUUACUGUCUCUUUCCAGUGUUGAAAUUGAAGCUGAGAAGCAGAAAAGAUGUUGGAAACAAUUGAUACACAUCGGGCCCUCCAGGCAAUGGAGCGCUUACAGGCAAAACUUCGGGAUCGAGGUGAUAUUGCAAAUGAGGAGAAACUGAGCCUAUUAAAAUCAGUGCUCCAGAGUCCUCUCUUUAACCAAAUUCUGAGCCUUCAGACUUCUGUUCAACAACUGAGAGAUCAGGUAAAUAUUACACCUUCCAUACAUUCCAGCGGUGAAUUCCCUCAGCUUCUCCAUCAUGGUGUGAACAUGGGGUCCUUGCCACUUAAUGAGUCAUAUUUGUUGGCUCAGCAGAAUGGUAGCCCAGCUGAUGUGUUAGAGGCAUCAAUGAGAUCCAUUACUCCUCAGAUUAAUGGGAAAUUUUCUAGUGAUGACUUUGAGCAGCUGAUCAGAAACAUGUCCCAGGGUCGUCUGGUUGAGACAAUUGACCUUAUUAAACCUCUAAGUGGUGGUCUGGGCUUCAGUGUUGUGGGACUCAAGAGUGAAAACAGGGGAGAACUAGGAAUAUUUGUGCAAGAAAUCCAGGAGGGAAGUGUGGCACACAGAGAUGGAAAGCUGAAGGAAGCAGAUCAAAUCCUUGCUAUUAAUGGACAAGCCCUUGAUCAGACAAUUACACAUCAACAGGCUAUCAGCAUUUUGCAGAAAGCAAAAGAUAAUGUCCAGCUAGUUGUGGCUAGAGGCACUUAUCCUCAGCUCAUCAGUCCUGUGGUUUCCCGGUCUCCAUCUGCUGCUAGCACUGUUUCAGCCCAUUCCAACCCGGUUCACUGGCAGCAUGUGGAGACCAUAGAGCUGGUGAAUGAUGGCUCAGGUCUGGGAUUCGGGAUAGUGGGAGGAAAGUCAACUGGAGUGAUUGUUAAAACCAUCCUUCCAGGAGGGGUGGCUGAUCAGCAUGGAAGAUUAUGUAGUGGAGAUCACAUCUUAAAAAUUGGUGAUACAGACCUAGCUGGGAUGAGCAGUGAGCAGGUGGCACAAGUUCUAAGGCAGUGUGGAAAUAGAGUGAAACUGGUAAUUGCAAGAGGUCCUGUUGAGGAGUCACUUCUACCAGCAGUUCCUCCAGGUACACCAGUACCCACCUCUACCCCAGAGAAACAGGAUGAUGCUUCUGUUGACAGCUGUGAAGAUGGGGAGAAAUUCAAUGUUGAACUCACUAAAAACAACCAGGGUUUAGGAAUAACUAUUGCAGGUUACAUUGGAGACAAGACAUCAGAACCUUCUGGUAUCUUUGUGAAAAGCAUUACAAAAGGCAGUGCUGUUGAACAUGACGGCAGAAUCCAUGUGGGAGAUCAAAUUAUUGUUGUAGAUGGAACAAAUCUUCAGGGUUUUACUAACCAGCAAGCAGUUGACGUUUUGCGGCACACAGGACAAACGGUUCGGCUCACUUUGAUCAGAAGAGGUCUUAAGCAGGAAAAUCGUAUUCCACCCCAGGAGGACUUAAGUGCUCCUGUUGAAAAAGACUUACUAUUCCAAACAAUGGAUGGUACCACAGCCAAAGAUAACAAUGAAACAGAACAGGGAUCCCCAUCACUGCCAUGCAAUGCCAGUGUGGUAAAUAUUGGAGAUGACAUGAAACAACAGGAAACAGGUUCUCAAGAUUUCCAGCUAAUUAGUACAGAAGAAGCAGCCGCUAAGAUAAAAUGGCAGAGGAUUAUGGGUUCGAAUUAUGAAAUAGUGGUGGCUGUGGUUAACAAAUUUAGUGAAAGCAGUGGGUUAGGGAUAAGCCUUGAAGCUACAGUGGGUCAUCAUUUCAUCAGAUCUAUCUUACCUGAAGGGCCAGUUGGACGAAGUGGCAAGCUAUUCAGUGGAGAUGAACUGCUGGAAGUGAAUGAGAUUUCUCUCCUUGGAGAAAACCACAAGGAUGUGGUCAGUAUCUUGAAAGAGCUGCCUAUUAAGGUGACAAUGGUGUGUUGUCGUCCAGUCGCUCCACCUGUCACUCAGCCAGAAAUACUAGAGAGUCUAAGUCUAUCUGAAGUUGAGCUCACAGAAAAGAUUCUCAAGUGUUUACAUUUUAUUGGUGACUGUUUACUCUUUUUCUCAGGGCCACGAUUUAGCAUAUUGGACUAUCAGGAUCCCGUUGAUCCAGCAAACACUGUAAUUGUGAUUCGCUCAUUAGUUCCUGGGGGUGUGGCUGAGCAAGAUGGCAGGCUUCUUCCUGGAGAUCGACUUAUGUUUGUCAAUGAUAUCAACCUGGAAAAUGGCAGCCUGGAGGAAGCAGUGCAAGCACUGAAAGGAGCCCCAACAGGAACAGUUAAAAUAGGAGUUGCCAAACCAUUGCCUCUUUCACCUGAGGAGGGCUAUGUCUCUGCUAAGGAAGAUUGCUUUUUCUACACUGCCCAGCCACUUGAGGAGGAGGGGCCAGCUGAUGCAGCCCUCUUCCAUGCUGAGCUGGCUCUGGUGGACUCUGGCGAGGCAGAUCUAGCGGAUGAGUCCACCUUUGAAUCACAGUAUUCUCUAGAGAGAGACGUCUUCCAGGAUUCAGUGACAGCUCUGCAAGACAGUGCCUGUAGCAGUGAGGUGAACAACAGCUUCUCUCUUCCAUUAUCAUCUCCCAAGUCUGUCGGAGAGGAAUGCCCAAGUGCUGCAGCUGAUUUCCAUGUAUCUGACAAGAAUCUGUACAACAUGAAUCUGAAUCAGAGACUGAGAGAUGAAAAGCCUGUAGUGGACAGUAGCAUGGAAACUGCAAGUGAUUUUACUAAAACAAAUCUGACUCUGGAGGUUUCAGAUAUCAACCAAAAUGAAAGUGAAAAUACAGCAACAUGGACUGGAUCUCAGACAGCAUCAGAAAUUGUACUAAAUACAAGCCUUGCUACUACCACAUAUCUUGAUUCUAAUGAAAAAGAUCAAUUGCUUUUAGUGGAAAAGAGAUGCCCAGUAUCUUUGGAGGGAAAUUCCACACCCCCGAAUUCAGUGAAAAACAUGUAUGAGAAGACUAUAAUUAUUGCAAAAGGCAAUUCAAGCCUAGGGAUGACAGUAAGUUCCAAUAAAGACGGUUUGGGAAUGAUAGUUCGCAGUGUCAUCCAUGGAGGCUCAAUAAGUCGUGAUGGACGGAUUGGUGUGGGGGACUGCAUCCUGUCCAUUAAUGAAGAGUCAACCACUAACUUAACCAAUGCACAAGCCCGGGCUAUGCUGAGACGACAUUCACUCAUUGGACCAGACAUAAAAUCUUCUCCAGCACCUGCUGAUGAUCAGGCCCUCUGUUAUGUUAUUACAUAUGUGCCAGCAGAAAAUUUAGACGAGUACAGGGCCAGUUUGGGACAACAGACAGAGGGAGCUGUGCCACUUGAACUUUUUCCUUCACAUAUUGUCAGGGAACUCCCAGAGCUUCCAGAACGUGAAGAGGGGGAGGGAGAAGAAAGUGAACUUCAAAAUGCAGCUUUCAGUAACUGGAACCAGCCCAGGAAGGUUGAACUCUGGAGAGAGCCUAGCAAGUCACUGGGGAUCAGCAUUGUUGGAGGACGAGGGAUGGGAAGUCGCCUGAGUAAUGGAGAAGUGAUGAGAGGGAUCUUUAUCAAGCACAUCCUGGAAGACAGCCCAGCUGGCAAAAAUGGAACACUGAAAACUGGAGAUCGGAUUGUGGAGGUGGAUGGAAUUGACCUCAGAGAUGCCAGCCAUGAACAAGCUGUGGAAGCCAUACGGAAGGCAGGCAAUCCUGUAGUCUUUAUGGUACAGAGCAUUAUAAGCAGACCAAGGCCAGAGUCUCUUUAUAGCCCUUCUUCAGCUUCUGCUCCCUAUGGGCAGAAAACUACUAACCCAUUUUAUCGUCAGUCAUCUAAGAACCCUUCCCUGCCUGUCCCGCAGAACAGUGUUUUCAGUAAGCCAGCUGUCUUCAGCAGCACUAACCCAUUUGCUGAUUCUUCUCAGUUCAACACUACUAAGGAGGUAUCGAAUCCAAUUAGGGUUACCUUCCGUUGUUCCCCAACUAACCCUUUUGCUCCCACACCAUUCAAGGCAUUUGGCCAGUCUGAUACAGAACCAGAAAAGACUUCGCCUUGUAACUUGCCUCUGCCCCCUCCUUCAGCAUUUUCAGGAGUGUGCUGUGAUGUUUCACAGUCAUCUUCUAUCAGAGUCCCAGAAGAUGUGGAAAAGGAGGAUGAGUUUGGUUACAGCUGGAAAAAGAUCAUGCAACGCUAUGGAAAUCUACCAGGGGAGCUACACAUGAUUGAGCUGGAAAAAGGAAAGACAGGUCUGGGACUUAGUCUUGCUGGUAACAAAGACCGAUCCAGGAUGAGUGUCUUUGUAGUGGGAAUUGAUCCAAAUGGAGCAGCUGGAAAAGAUGGCAGAUUACAGAUUGCAGAUGAGUUGCUAGAGAUAAAUGGCCAAAUUCUUUAUGGAAGGACUCAUCAGAAUGCUUCUUCAAUAAUCAAAUGUGCACCAUCUAAAGUUAAAGUAAUCUUUAUCAGAAACAAAGAUGCAGUAAAUCAGAUGGCUGUUUGCCCUGCAAAGUCAGUAGAGGCUUCACAGUGUACUUCGGGGACACUUCAACACCAAGAGAUUGAUAUCAGUGUUGCAAACCUGAGUGCAUUUUCUGACUUGAGUUCAUGUAAAAACAUUCAGUAUGUGGAACUUCCUAAGGAUCAAGGAGGCUUUGGAAUUGCCAUUAGUGAGGAAGACACGACUAAUGGAGUAGUUAUUAAAAGCUUAACAGAUCAUGGUGCAGCGGCAAAGGAUGGUCGUAUCAAAGUUGGAGAUGUGAUUCUGGCAGUGGAUGAUGAAAUUGUUGUGGGAUAUCCUGUAGAAAAGUUUAUUAGUCUCCUGAAGACAUCCAAAUCUGUGGUGAGGCUUGCAAUCAACCCAGCAGAGACAGAUAACCUGACUACAGCACCAGCCCCUCCCAGUACUGUCCCAGCAGAGAAGAGGAAUAUGCAACCACUGGCAGCUGUCCCCGCUUCCAGCUCACCAGAACCAGAAGCAGUGAAAAACACAAGCAGGUCUUCAACUCCAGCCAUGUUAACCUCUGACCCAGCUACUUGUCCCAUCAUUCCUGGAUGUGAAACAACCAUUGAUAUCUCCAAAGGGCGGACUGGUCUUGGUCUGAGCAUUGUUGGAGGAGCAGACACUUUGCUGGGAGCAAUAAUUAUCCAUGAAGUGUAUGAAGAAGGAGCAGCAUCUAAAGAUGGACGACUGUGGGCUGGCGAUCAGAUACUAGAAGUGAAUGGAAUUGACCUCAGGAAUGCCACACAUGAUGAAGCCAUUAAUGUCCUCCGACAGACACCCCAAAAAGUUCGUCUGACUGUGUACAGAGAUGAAGCCCAGUACAAGGAGGAAGACAUGUAUGAUGUGCUGAAUAUAGAGCUCCAGAAGAAGCCUGGCAAAGGCCUUGGGCUGAGUAUUGUUGGGAAAAGAAAUGACACAGGUGUGUUUGUGUCAGACAUCGUCAAAGGAGGAAUAGCAGAUACAGAUGGCAGAUUGAUGCAAGGAGACCAGAUUUUGACAGUGAAUGGAGAAGAUGUCCGAAAUGCUAACCAGGAGGCUGUUGCAGCUUUACUAAAGUGUUCCUUAGGUACAGUAAGACUAGAGGUUGGAAGAAUAAAAGCUGGGCCAUUUCACUCUGAGAGGAGAACAUCCCAGAGUAGCCAGGUCAGUGAAGGAAGUGGCAGUCUCUCAUCGUUCAGUUUCCCAGUCACUGGGUCUGGUGCACCUGAGGUCUUUGAAAGUGGCAUUAAGAAAAAUACCACAGCUUCUGAAAUACAGGGACUAAGAACAGUUGAAAUAAAAAAGAGCCCUGCAGAUUCACUAGGAGUGAGCAUUGCUGGAGGUGUAGGAAGUCCUCUUGGAGAUGUUCCUAUAUUUAUUGCCAUGAUGCACCCAAAUGGAGUUGCUGCUCAGACUCAGAAAUUAAGAGUUGGGGACAGGAUUGUUAGCAUCUGUGGAACAUCUACCGAAGGCAUGACUCAUUCCCAAGCUGUUAAUAUCUUAAAAAAUGCUUCAGGCACUAUUGAGUUGCAGGUUGUAGCUGGAGGAGAAGUGAGUGUCAUAACUGGUCAGCAGCAGGAUCCACCUAUGUCCAGUCUUUCAUUUGCAGGACUAACUUCAACUGGCAUUUUUCAGGAUGAUUUAGGGCCUCCUCAGUACAAGACCAUUACCCUGGACAGAGGACCAGAUGGCCUUGGCUUUAGUAUUGUGGGUGGCUAUGGCAGUCCCCAUGGAGACUUGCCCAUUUAUGUGAAGACAGUGUUUGCAAAGGGUGCAGCAGCAGAAGAUGGACGCCUUAAGAGAGGGGAUCAAAUCAUUGCUGUGAAUGGACAGAGUUUAGAAGGGGUGACCCAUGAGGAAGCUGUUGCUAUUCUGAAAAGGACAAAAGGAACAGUCACUUUGACUGUAUUGUCAUGAACUGGCUGCCUGAUGGGUUAGGGUCAAUAAGACAAUAUUGUUUAUUUUCCACAUAGAAAAGAGAAUGAAAAUGUUUGUAGUCUUCUUGCUCUUUCAGCUUCACAGGAAUGUGUAACAACACUGAAGAAAAGUAACCUUUAACCAUAUUUUUAUAUAGAUUAGAAGUACUCUUCCUGUCAAACCACUGGGAUGAAGUUAUGUUAACUAUGGAAACACAUGGACAUUUUUCCUAUUAGUAAGUCAUUACAAAAAUAAUGUUUUCAUUAAUAACCACACAAGAAAACUGAACUGUUUUGGUAGGAGACUUUGGAUAUUUGAAUAAUGUUGCAAAAAAGGUUAAAUUUACCAAGUCAGCAAGGGGUUACAUGGGUAGCAGUAGUCUGAAAACAGGAAUAAAGUUAUUGAAGAAAGAAAGUAUUACUAAGACAGAGAAUUGGGAGAUCAGAAGAAAAGUAUGUAAUCUGUAGGGAGAUGGUUAGUAGGCUAGAUGGUUCUUUGGAAGUAGAUUAUUUUUAAGGUUUCUUUCAACCUAAACUGUUCAAUGGCCAUAUAGUUUCACAAUGCUCAAGUAGAAGGAACUAGGUUGGUGACUUGGGUGGAUUAUUUUGCUUGUCUUUUUGUGUGUUUAAAUUUACUAAGUCAUGGUGUAUCGGAAAAAAAAAAAAAAAGAAGAAUGUGUUUCACUUGGCUUAGGUUUGAGGGUUUCAUUAUGUUGUCGGCAGGGGAGGGGUGGUGGUGAUGGUGGUUUUGGUUUUUGUUUGUUUUGUUUGUGGGUUUUGUGGGACUUGUGCUUAGGGCUGAAAAAUACAUUAGUAGUGGAAACUAUUCCUGGUGGUUGAGAAUGCCCAGCAACUACAGCAUUAGAAGAACUAGACUUUUAACAUGUGGAUAUUUUAUAGUCUGUAUGGGUGAAAACAACUUUCUUGAUAUGAAGUGUCUCAGCAAAGGUUGUCCUAUUCCAACAUGCUAGACUAUGUACAGGUCAGUGCAGAUAUUUCUGCAAGCUGCUUGUGUCAGAGCUGUGAACAAAUCUCUCAGAGCAGCUCUGCUUAGCUGCAAGCAGAUGUCUGGAUAUUGCCAGUGUCAAAGGAGUUGAUGUUAAUUGUGUUGCUGCCAUUAUCAUUAGGAGCAAAGGUAGAGUCCUCCUUGAAUCAAGGAGGCAUACAACCUGGAGUGAUGGGUUGAGGAUGGGUAAAGACCUGAAAAUGCCUCACAGUGAAGGAGAGUAGUAAGACAGCAGUGAAGGCUUGCAUCAGUAAUAAGCAGAAGAGGAGCUUUGACAGCUACAACUAUUAUUUUGGGGAUAUUAAUUUUAGAGGCACUAAUAAAAGUGUCCAGUAAGUACAAUGCAACCGUGGAGCUAUUCUUUGAUCAGCAGCAUGGUUAAUAAAUGCAUCACUUUCUCAUCACUAAAAAUAUCUAAAAACUGCACUCAAUGAAACACUUAGCUGAUUGUAACCUGCCUGCCUUUGCCUGCCAUGCUCUUAGGAAUCUGGCAGAUAAAACAUGCUUUUCCCAUUAUUUAUUUUCCUGCAGAAAAAUUCAGCUGAGUCUUUUGAGGAAGGAAGAUACCAGUCAAACUAGUAUGCUAUUUAACAGCAGGAUGCUUUGUGUUAAUUAGCAGAAAUGGAAUUUUAGCAAGGCCACUAUCUCAACUAUCACUUAAGAUAAGUAUGAACUGAAAAUGCAGGCAAUGGUCAGGCCAUUAUUAGGGGAUAAUACAAAAGACUAGCAUUCAUUUUAGUGGGUCACUAAAGCAGUAUUAGGAGUGUCUGUCAAAUAGUAUUAACAAACUGAUAGGUAUGUGUAAGUGAAUUAACAAAAAAAAACCUCCACUCUCUUUGUCUUUGUAACUAUUCUAGAAUUUACACUGUGGUAGGCUAAGAUGCAGUAAGCUAGUUGGUACCAUUACUGGAUGCUGCUGUUACUGAAUUGCUUUAGUACUCAUUCCUUGUGUAGAGUAAGAAAUGCCUACAUUAGAGUAUGUAAAGUCACUUUAAAUAGUAUCUAUAUUUGUAACAGAAGUAGUGUACAGCUAUUUUGUUACUGCUCUUGUGUUACAAUGGGGGAUUUAAAUUAAUAAAUUCCAAACUGUCAUUAUCAA
Molecule: messenger RNA, 8605 nt
Organism: Cyanistes caeruleus (blue tit)
Lineage: Eukaryota; Metazoa; Chordata; Aves; Passeriformes; Paridae
Source: RefSeq, a predicted model, not a curated record